Molecule: messenger RNA, 8850 nt
Organism: Rhopalosiphum padi (bird cherry-oat aphid)
Lineage: Eukaryota; Metazoa; Arthropoda; Insecta; Hemiptera; Aphididae
Product: vesicular glutamate transporter 1-like
Exons: 14
Coding region: 191-2050 (619 amino acids)
Biological process (GO): neurotransmitter loading into synaptic vesicle; transmembrane transport; synaptic transmission, glutamatergic
Cellular component (GO): excitatory synapse; synaptic vesicle membrane
Molecular function (GO): neurotransmitter transmembrane transporter activity; L-glutamate transmembrane transporter activity
Source: RefSeq, a predicted model, not a curated record
UUUUCCGCGUCCGCCCGGUUGUCCGCCGCUCGGCCGACGUUUCACCAAUCGAACGGGCAUACGCGCGCUUUUCCGCCGCCGCCGCCGUCGUCGUCGUCGUCGUCGCCGUCGCCGUCGUCGCUGCCGGGCCGCAGACAUGUAUGGAUAACAUCAUAAUACCUACACAAGGUAUAGCCCAGAAAACAUCACUAUGGCACCAACACUGCCAGAGUGGGCUUCCAUUGUCAAGAACAAAGUUCUACGAAUAUUUCAGGACUCAAAUCAACAACAAUACGAUGAGUUCGAAUUCGCAAACAAAUCACAUUUAGAAAAGUCUUCCAUUCCCUACACUGAAGAUUAUUCGGGUAGUGGUGAAUUCGGUUUACAAAGUCCUACCGAGUCGUUGUCUUCGCCCGUUCGCCCACCACUCAGGCACAUCGAUAAAUACAUUAAACCGGAAAUACCAAAUCUUAGCAAGAGAUAUACAAUAGCUAUACUAACAUGCGUCGGUUUUAUGAUCUCAUUUGGGAUGCGAUGCAAUAUGUCAAUGGCCAAACUGAAAUUUCACAUAGGAUCCGAUGAUGAUGACGUCGCUAGUCAGAAUAUCACUACGACUACAGCCCACACGCCCUUGGGCAACACGCCGAUUCACGAAAGGCCGAUCAACUGGUCCCUUGGAUCCUUUGUCGCCAUCGAGAUGUCAUUCUUUUGCGGAUAUCUCAUCACUCAAGUGCCCGGUGGUUUUCUGGCGUCCAUGUAUCCGGCAAACAGAGUAUUCGGGAUCGCUAUUGCCAUGUCGUCCUGUCUGAAUCUGUUGGUGCCUUCGGCGACGGAGAUCGAAAAAUCUUUGUACGUAAUAAUCAUCAGGAUGUGUCAAGGACUGGUUGAGGGUGUCACGUAUCCGGCUUGUCACGGAAUCUGGAGACACUGGGCACCGCCGUUGGAAAGAUCGCGUCUGGCCACCAUAGCCCUGUGCGGUUCGUACGCGGGCGUGGUGGUUGGCAUGCCGCUGUCUGGUACACUGAUCGACUGGUUCAGCUGGGAGGCACCGUUUUACGUAUACGGAGUGUUGGGGUUGAUAUGGUAUGUGUUCUGGCUGUGGUUAUGCUUCGAGAAACCGAGCCUCCAUCCCACCAUAUCUGCUAGAGAGUUGAACUACAUCGAAUCGUCGUUGGGCGCCGCUAAACAGUCUGCCGCUCCGACAAUCCUUAACACACCUUGGAAAGAAUUUUUCACCUCCAUGCCCGUGUACGCCAUUAUAGUCGCUAACUUUUGCCGAUCGUGGAACUUUUACCUCCUCGUACUGUUCCAGGCAUCAUACCUACACUCGUUCAACUUCGAAGUGUCUGCAACUGGUUAUAUCGGCGCUCUACCUCAUCUGCUGAUGACCAUAGUGGUACCACUCGGAGGUCUGCUGGCCGAUCACAUACGGAAAAACGGUAUCUUGUCCACGACUGCUGUCAGGAAGAUUUUCAACUGCGGUGGUUUCGGUAUGGAAGCCACGUUUUUCCUCGUGUUGGCCAAUGCUCGCACACCGCUCAUGGCCACAAUCGCUUUGACAUGUGGUGUGGCGUUCAGCGGGUUCGCCAUUUCCGGGUUCAACGUUAAUCAUUUGGACAUUGCGCCGAGAUAUGCCAGUAUACUGAUGGGCAUAUCGAACGGAAUCGGAACGAUAGCCGGACUCCUGUGUCCGAUUGCAAUCAACAUCAUCAUCAGACACAAGACAAGGCAGAGCUGGAGUGAGGUAUUCAUACUGGCAGCCGUCAUUCACUACAUUGGAGUGAUAUUCUAUGGUAUAUUCGCAUCGGGAGAAUUGCAACCAUGGGCCGAACCCAAAGUGGAAGAAGAUCAACAAAUGGAUGAGGUGAACGUCGACAAGAAGAAUAAGCUAUCGUCGUACGGCUCAGUCGAACAGUCGUCGGGCAAGGGGUUCGUGAACGCUGGCCUGAACACCAAGAGCAGCGUUGGCGAUACCGAACCAGCGCCGCCAACCGACAACCCAACAAAUCCGUUCCUGGCCAAGCCCGCCGCUGCCACCGUCACCACCAAUCCAUUCGUUACGUCCGAAUGAUAACUUUGUAUCUGUUUUGAUGUAACGGAUAAUUCGAGUUCGGAUCGCACUGUCGUGGCGUCGAUUAUUAUCAUUACACGGAUAUUAUAUAAUAAUAUAAUAAUAUUAUAUAUACGUCGGUACUUCGCGAGCAAUAAUAAUAUGCGUAGUCUCGAUUAUGUUUUCUCUUGUGUAGUUGUUUUUUAGGUAUUAAAAUAAUAAUUAAAGUAGACAAUAAUAUUAUUACAAUCGAUUUCUCUCAGUCAUAUGAUUUUGGUAAUAAUUAUUGCGUAGUAAUAAUCAUAGUAAGAAUAAUAAUAAUAGUAUUAUCGUACUCACUCAUCUUUGCAUCUAUAUUAUACUGAAUUAUAAUAUUAUAAUAUAAUAGAACCUAGAACACGAAUUUCGCGUUUAUCGAUAAAAUUUAGUGUAAAUCGUAAUAAAUAUGCAUUUAUCGAUGUUUCUUUAUUUAUUAUCUUAAUAUUAUUAUAAUAUACUGUCAAUUUCUUUUUAUACGAUAUUGAAUAAUAGAUACCGUCUUGUAACGGAUGUUAAAUAGGUAUAUUAUUAUACAUAUUAUAAUGUUUCAUAAAGCUUUGUCGACUCGAAAGCACUCGGCCACAAAAUGAUAAUAAUAAUAAGUAAUAUUUUAAUAUAUUUUAUAGUUUUAUGAAAGUAGUAGGUACUUUAAAUUAUAUCCGAAAUUAUGGUACUUACGUAUAAGCCGGUAUCUGAUUUCUCACUAUUUUCGAAAAGUAUUUAACUCGACAAAUAUUAAUAUUAACAGUACGUAAAAAAAUGUAAUAAUAAUUAUGAAUUAAAAAUGAAACAACAUUAUUCUAGUCGAACAAGCAAAAUAAAAAAUUAAUUUCGUUUUUGAAGGAAAAUUUGCAGUUCCAAUAAAAAUUUUAUUAGUAAAAAGGUGGGCUUACACACUAUUAUGUCGUCGGUAAUAAUAUGAUGAAUGUUGUUUAUUUGUUCAUAAAUUCUUGGUCUCCUAGUUAGGUGUGACUCUGAUGUUUAAACGCUCUGAAAAUUUUACCAGUAGUGUAAUUGAUAAUCAUUUGGCCACUAUAACUGGACGUCAACAGAAUAUUUUUUAACUUUAUGAUAAUAUACCUAUCCGGUUACAUGGUAUGAUAUUUUAAAAAGUUAAUCACAACUUUCAGUCAAUUAAAAUAUUAGGAUUUUAACACAUUGUGUUAAAUCAUGGGCGACAUCAUGAUAGAGUGUAAAGGCGCUUAUUUAGAAAUAUUGUAAUUUUUGUUAAUGGUAGGUACAUUGUAUGGUCCAUUUUAAAGUCAGACACUCAUUAUUUAAAAAACUAUUUAUGUUAUUAAAAAUAUUUGUACAUAAUUUAUGAUCAUCAAAAAAUAAGAUUGUUUAAAAAAAAAAAUGAAUAUUUUUGAAAACUUUAUUAAACGGCAACACGCAUCUUAUAAUAUUUAAUCAAAAACAAAAUAUCUUAUGUAGUAUUUCGAUACAUAAAAAUCAAAUUUUGAACGUAUAAGUUAUGAGUUAUACGAAUUUCAAUUUUAGAUGAACGGAUUAGGUGGUACAGUGGGUACUUGUGUAGGUAUUCUUCAAAGUAUUAGUCUACUACGUAACUUUAAAUACAAAUAACUAAUAAACUACUUGCCAGAAAUUUGGUUAAUGGUUAUUAUUAUACAUGGAAAUAUUCUGUUUAUGAAUAUGUAGAUUAAAAAUAUAUGUUGUCAUUCAAAAGUGUACACUUAAGAAUUAUAAUUUUUCAAAAAAUGUUGUUUUUGUAACAUUUCAUCGAUUAUGUAUGAAAAAUAUUUUCAAAAAUGUGUUCUCUGAAAUAAUGAGUGUCUUACGUUAAAUCGAUCAUUAUGUAUUCAGUAUUGACAUCUGUAGGAAUCCGGUUAAGAUAUAUAUACCACUAUUAUAAUUAGUCCUCUGAGAGAAUAAAACCAGUAUUCAUGAACCACAGAUUUAUAAAUCUGUGUCGUGAACACGACUAUGAACCCUCUCAAUAUCUUUUAUCGAGAUAUCUUGCUGGUGGGAUCGCUAUGAAUGGCAUAUACCGGUAGACACAUCGGUUGAUAACGGUAUUCUCUCCGUUGGCGGAAUAAUAAUUUUUAAUAUAAUUUUAUUAAUGUUAUAAUAUUGCUACAUAAUAACAUUAAGCAUCAUUAUAAUCCGCCGACAAUAUGUAAGUAUCAUAAAUUCAUAAAUUACGAUGACGACGUUCGCAUAAUAUUGUAUACUGUCAAUUUCUAUUUAUACCAUGUAAUAAUAGACACUAUUCCAUAAAUAAUAUUAAACAAUAAUAUUACGUUUUAAUAAGCUUCGUCGGCUCAAAUACGCUCGACCGCGUUUAAUAUAUUAUAAUAAUUAUAGGUAGGUACUAGGUGUUAGGUUCUAUAAUAGGCGUAGGUUAAGUUAGACUUACUCGAACGGUUGUUAUAAUGCACGUUUUUUCUUCUAAUACAAAAUAUUGUAUUAAUAAUGUUUAUUGUUUAUUCUCGGUCAGAAUCGAACGCGUGUUGAAAAUGUGAUCAGCAAUAACGAUGUCGAUGCAUACGAAUAUGCGUUAGGUGGGUGAUAUAUCGAACGAUCAUCUGAAAUUUAUGAGUUGAGAUUUUUGUCCGCCCACACAACGCGAUAAUUGUCCGGCUCGAUGUUUAACUGACACUCAUCGUGUGAUUCGUAAUAAUUAGUAGUUACAUAAUAUUAUUAUAAAACUAUGCAUAAGUAAAAUGGUUGUAUAGAUUAUAACGUCCCUCGUCUAGACGCGAGAACCGAUCAAUGGUUAGUGUGGCAUUAGAGUAAGUGUUAAUAUGUUUUUUUAGCACGUAAAUUAAUAUAGACUAUACUUAAAUACGAAAUAUUUUAAUUUAUAAUAUCUAUAGAUACUAUAAUAUAGUUGUACUAUUAAUAUGUCCAUUGCAUAUUUCGUAUGCGAUGAAAGCCUUUUCGAAAUUCGUCCUACUGUGAUACAAUAUAUUAACAUAUUGUUAUACUACAUAUGCAUGGCGCACGCGAGUCAUGCCUAUAACGGGGGCGAGUGCGCAAUAUAUUUUUAUUCCGAUAAAACCGAAAUGUCGGACUUACGACGAUAAUAUGAUAUGUACGACGGAUAACAGAAUAACAAUAUAAUGUUCUAUUGCCCCCCCCCCCAAAUUGUCUUGACUACAGCCAUAUUUAGAUGAAGUUAAAGGUCGCAACAAUUUCUUUUUUUUUCGAGUAUUAAACGUUUUUUAUUCAUCCUUAUAAUUCCUUCUAGUUCUGUUAUAGUUUUACUUAAAAUCGAUUAAAUUAUAAGAUAUUUUUAAAAGUUUUUUUUUGUAAAAUAUCAAUUAAAAUGUCAUACUAUGAAAUACAAUUCUGUUGAUUUUUUUGCCGAUUAUUAAUUAAUGUAUUAUUUCGUAAACAAAGCCACUAAUAUAUUUGAACAUAAUUUCCUCAAUCAAGUGUUUUAAAAAAAAGUAGUUUAGGUCCGUCAUACACAACACAAAUAUACUGAAUCAAUGAUUCUCCAGAUUUCACGUUUUCUAUCGGUGAUAACUAUUAGGAAAACGAUUGUUCACACGGACAAAUACUACUAGUACAUAUUAUUAUUGUUCAUCAUCAUACAAAAUUUACACGCUGUAAAAAUUAAAAACUAAUACCUAACGAUUUUCUCGAUGUUCGAUCUUAAGUAAAACAAAAAAUUCUAAGAUUUUUAUAACAGUUCAGUUAUGCACAGCGAAUGUAAAAAAUAUACACGUGUUUGGUUGAUUCGCCCCUUUACAUGUAUAUUUUACCGUAAAUGUGUGUGGUAACUGGUAAAUACUUUUCACGCCCAUGGGCCAUGAACAAUGGAUAUAGAAUAAUAAUAUUACAGAAAUAGGUGGUAUAAUGAACCGUCAAAUAUUUCAAAUGUCUCUUUUAGCUUUUAAAUACCUAAAGUUAAAACAGAUAAUCUUUAUUCAUAGUAUAUUGUAUCCAUAAUCAAUAUGAAUAGUUAUAAAUACAGUUCAGGAAUAAAUAAGUUGACGUACCUUCUAGUGAAAUAAUUUAAACGCAGAUGUCACUCGAUUUAACCAAAUUUUUAACGUACAUUUAUUAAUCUUAAAUAAAUUCACCCCUAUUGUUUUAGUUUUACGAAAACUUAUAAGUUUAAAAAUCAUACAAAUAUUAUGCUUAUUAUAGGUAUACGUAUUAAUAUUUAUUAUUAUAUAUUAUUGAUAUGAAAUUAAUUGUUUAUUAAACGAAUAUUUGUAAUUAUUUUAUAAUGUAUUAAUAAUAUUAAAAUAUUAUGUAUUUAUAUAUUAUAUUUAUUUAAAACGGUUAAGAAUUAAUAUUAAUAAUAUACGAUUAAGACAUGAGAUAGCUAUUUCGGUAGUUAUCUCAAGGCUGACACGACAAUAAAUUAGAAUUAAGUUAGGUGUUAAGGAAUUUGUUUUUUUUUUUGUUAUUUUAAUUUAAAUUUUUUUCAGUUUAUAGACUAUAUAGUCAAUUGUAUUGGUUUUGUAUUUUAUUAAUUAUUAUUCUUCGUUGAUUGGUUAGGUAUUGUAUUUCAUUUUGUUAUGCUUUUCGGUUAAAACAGUGUUCAGUUACACAUUAUAUAUUUCUCUCAUAACUCUAAACACAACGAUAUGCCUUAAUUCUGACAAUAAUAAGUCGACAAUAAAAUUAUAAUAAUUAAACAUUACGGACGAAUUUAAAUAGCACUCGUUAUGUACACAAAAAUGAUGUUAAAGUCACGCACGAAAGAUGGAAAAAAAUUAUUAUAAUACAUUACCUCAAUAAAUAUUAAUACGCACUAAAAGAAAAAUUAAUAAUAUUUUCACACUGCACUAGUUACUCGAAAAGCACAUACGAAUAAGGUACGUGGACAAUAACAAUGAACGAAAAUAUAUAAUAAUUUGUUAUGUAAUAUUAUAAUAUGAUAGGCAUAAUUUUUUGUUAUAUAUUUUUAAUAUAGGUACUUAAUUAAGUGUAAAUAAUAAUUUAAUAAUAUAAUGUUUUAAGAUUUGUAUGCCAGUUAUAUUAUAUUGUAUAAGAACACUAUUCGAGUUUAGACCAUAACUGUAAGUUAACUUGUAAGUAUAAUAAUUUAAUAAUUAUGAUUGUAUUUUAGGCUAAUCACAAUAAUUCUCGUAUCGCUUGAAGUAAACUUUAAAGUAUAGAUGCUCCAUGAGAUAAUUAUUUGUUUUCUAUUAAUUGUUUCACGACAACGGUUUUUAUCUAAUAGUUGUUAAGAUUCAAAAUACGUAUAUAUAAUACUUAUUGCAUCAAUAGUCGCAUACUAGUAUAUAAUGUGAUGGGUAACAACUCAUUCUUCGUUCUAAGCUAAAUACUAAUAAUUCUAUAUAAUAUUUUAAAACAACGAUAUUAUUUUAAUAAUAUAGUACGAUAAUUGUAGGAGAUUCGUUUUUAUAAAAUUUUCACGAUAAUUAAACAUAAUAUACAUAAUAUUAUAUUAUUUAUAAAUUUGUAAAUUAGCGAAGCCUUACUUAAUUCUGUAGCGCAAAAUAAGCGUACAUUGAAAUCCGUUAUUUAUCCUCCAACGUUGGAAAUAAUAUUUCGUACCUAUAUACGCUUAUACAGUAGCACUGGGCAGAUUACAAAUGAUGGACACUGCGUUGUCUGUUAUUAAUUAUUGUUCUGACCCUACUCCAGCAGACUACCAUUUUAGAUGAUAGAACCUCUAGCUAUUUGAAAUUUAAAUUUAUAAUUUUCCAAAUUUCACCUAUUUACGUAUCAAACUUUAAAUUUAAUAUCCAUUUUUUUUAAAUCACGGGAAUUCUUGUGACCCACACCUCACGUCAUCCGAAAUUACGUCCCCGAGUACAAAACUGAAUAAUAUUUAUCAUCGUACUGUAUAUCACGACGAAUAAAUAAUAUUAGUUACUUUAUGAUGAUGUUAUGUUUUUUUGUUAUCUUACGUUUACGCAAUAAUUACUACGGAUAUUGCGAUAAAAAAACCGAUCGGAGAAAAUAAGCGAAGACAUUUUUCUAUAAUCAUUAAGGACAAUUAUUAUUCGUUUAUUCGACUCCGAUAAGUUUUGUUUUACUUAUCAUUCUAAUUAUAUAUAUAUUAUUAUCGUUAUCGAUAUAAAUACCUAUAACAUGUUACUCAUAGGUAAUAUAAUAUAAUAAAAGUAUAUUAUAAUCCGUUCUGUUUUCAACUAAUUGUAACGGUAUUAUCAUGUUGUUUACGAGUCGAAUAUAUUUGUAUAAGUUUUAAGGGGUUAAGACGUUUUAUUUUACCAUUAUAUUAUUAUUGUGCUUAAAAAAAAAUAAUAAUAAUAAUUACCUAUUAUUAUAUUAAACACAUAUACAAUUUAAUAUGUAAAAGUUUCGUUAUACACACUUAGUACCUACCUAAAAUAUUUUACCAUUCUUACAACUUAGCCAAUUAUUCGUUCAAUUUAACUUUAAAUGUAUUUUAGCGUUUCAAGAAUAUUAUGUAUACUAAUCCAUUGUUCUUUGAUCAUAAUAAUAAAACGGUCACUAUAUUUUAUUGUUGUUAACCUUUGUCUCCUUUUGUUGACGGCUAUUACCCGUUUAUACACCAUUAUAUUGUAAUAGUUUAUUAUAGAUUCCAUUAUUAUUAUUAUAAAAAUUAUAAAUACAAAUUUGUAUCCAACGUAUAAUAUUGUAUUAUUAUUGAUUUUAUAAUUCGAUCAAUUUAUUCUAGUGUUAUAUAUAUAUAUACGUUUUCAGUCCUAUUUAUACAAUUUAAAGUAUAUAUUUAAGAAAUGCCAUUAACGAUGUAUAAUUAAUUUACAUUUUAGUCAUGUGUAACAUUUUAAACAUUUUGUUCCAACUCAUAAAACAUUAAAUUAAACAAUUUCGAUUUUAAAUGU